Thrips palmi is the source of this 7355-nucleotide messenger RNA. RefSeq names its product integrin alpha-PS2 (gene if). Gene Ontology annotation, biological process: integrin-mediated signaling pathway; cell-cell adhesion; cell adhesion mediated by integrin. Gene Ontology annotation, molecular function: integrin binding. Gene Ontology annotation, cellular component: integrin complex; external side of plasma membrane. The transcript is spliced from 19 exons. The record is from RefSeq and is a predicted model, not a curated record. Lineage: Eukaryota; Metazoa; Arthropoda; Insecta; Thysanoptera; Thripidae. The coding region runs from base 222 to 5135 and encodes 1637 amino acids.
CCGACCAGUCUUGAGCGGACUUUCCUCACGAGUAGAGCGCAUAGCGCCGCCGGUCGGGUAGGGUUGGGUACGCCCCUGUGGGAGUGCAUGUGUGUAUGAGUGUUCGCGACAGCAACAUGUGCGCGCGCGGAGUGGUGAAGAGUGCAUAGUGCAUCGCAGCGAUUGUGUGUGUGUGAGAGAGUGCGAGUGUCAAAGUGUCACAGUGUCAGUGCUCGCCCACCAUGACUACCAUGACGUGGGCCGUGGUGUUGUGCCUCGCCGUGCUGGCGGUACUUCCCCGACAUGGAUUUGCCUUCAACGUGGACGUGGAGUCUGCGGUGCCCUACCGCGGCGUCAAUGGAUCCAUGUUCGGCUUCACCGUCGCCGAGCACCGCGACCGCGGCCAGAGCUGGGUGCUGGUCGGGGCCCCCGAGGCGCAGACCGGGCAGCCCGGAGUGUCGCGGGGCGGCGCCGUGUACCGCUGCGACACCCGCGGCGCCGACCACUGCCAGGAGAUCCCCUUCGACCGAACCGGCUCCAAGAACAACUCCCAGGGCCAGCAGAUCGACGAGAAGUCCAACCAGUGGUUCGGCGCCACGCUGUACAGCUCGGGCGACGACGGCGUUGUCGUGGCCUGCGCGCCGAGAUACGUGUACUUCGCCAACUCCGUGAACCGCAAGGACCCCGUCGGCACCUGCUGGGUGUCGCGCGAGGGCUUCUCCGACUUCGCCGAGUACGCGCCCUGCAGGACGAAGCACUGGGGCUACCACCGGCAGGGCUCCUGCCAGGCGGGCCUCGGCGCCGCCAUCUCCAAGGAUGGCAAUCGACUCUUCAUCGGGGCUCCGGGCAGCUGGUACUGGCAAGGCCAGGCCUACUAUGUAAACACCGCGUACAAGUUCCCCUUCGUUCCGUCAAGGAACUUGCCGUACGGCUCCGGCGCAGGCCAGGUGCACUCGCAGUCCCUCAAGGACAGCCAGAUCGUGGUGGCGACCAGCGAGGGCUCCGCCGUGGACGACGACUCGUACCUGGGCUACUCCGUCACCACGGGGGACUUCGACGGCAACGGCGAGGUGGACGUGGCCGUCGGCAUGCCCAGGGGCAGCUCACUCGUCGGCAGGGUCGUGGUCUACAGCUGGAACAUGGUGAACCUGUUCAACCGCACCGGUGACCAGAUGGGCUCCUACUUCGCGUACUCGCUGUGCACCUCCGACGUGGACGGCGACGGCCUGGACGACCUGGUGAUCGGCGCGCCCUUGUACACGCACUACGACAACAACGACGGCAAGUACGAGACGGGCCGCGUGUACGUCAUCUACCAGGGCAGCGGCGUGUCCAAGUUCCGGGAGGUCACCACACUGGACGGCAAGAACUCCAAGGCGCGCUUCGGCCUGGCGCUCACCUCCAUGGGCGACGUCAACAAGGACGGCUUUGGAGACUUCGCCGUGGGUGCGCCGUACGACGGACCGCGCGAGCGAGGCGCCGUCUACAUCUUCCACGGCUCCAAGGACGGCGUGCUGGAGAAGGCCUCGCAGGUCAUCUUCGCCGAAGACAUCAACUACCAGCUGUCCACCUUCGGCUUCUCCAUGUCGGGCGGUCACGACCUGGACAACAACGAGUACCCCGACCUGGCCGUCGGCGCCUACGAGUCCGAUUCAGCGGUCUUCUUCAGGUCUCGCCCCGUCGUCCAGAUGACGGGCCAAGUCGCCUUCAGCAUCGACUCGAAGCAGAUCAGCCUGGAGCAGAAGAACUGCACGCUGCGCGACGGCACCCGCGUACCCUGCGUGCCCCUCAACGCCUUCCUCAAGUACGGCGGCGUCAACGUCGACGACUCCAUCGAACUGGAGGUGCAGUUCGUGCUGGACGCCCGCAAGCCCAAGAGCCCCCGCAUGUUCUUCGUGUCCGACUCCGGCCGCAACGUGAUGAACCAGACGGUGCGCCUGGACAAGAACGUCCUCUUCCAGAAGAGCAUGUUCGUGUACAUCAAGCCGGACUUGCGCGACAAGCUGACGCCGCUGGACGCGGAGAUGCGCUACAGCAUGAACAUCCGGCGCACCAGCUCGCUGCCGCCCAUCCUGGACCAGGACACGGCGCCCGUGCAGAGGGACUCCAUCAGCGUGCAGAAGAACUGCGGCCGCGACAACGUGUGCAUCCCCGACCUGCAGCUCGUCGCCCACUCGAACGUGAGCACCUACCUGCUCGACUCGGAGCAGCUGCUGGCCAUCGACGUGGAGGUGCGCAACGAGGGCGAGGACGCGUUCGAGGCCACCUACGAGAUGAAGAUCCCGCUCGGCAUGGACUACAAGAGGAUCCAGCGCCUGGACAAGUCCGAGAGGGAGAUCCCCGUGCAGUGCUCUCCGCCCAGCGCCACCAACAACAACACCCUGCGCUGCGACAUCGGCAACCCGCUGCCCAAGGCCAAGAGGGUCCACUUCAAGGUGCUGCUGCAGCCCUUCCACCGGGAGGGCAUGAAGCCCCGCUACGAGCUCAGCAUGUCCGUCAACAGCACCAACCCCGAGAACAAGAACUCGGUCGCCGACAACAUCAAGAACAUCAACAUCCCCAUCCAGGUGGACACGGACCUCAUCCUCGAGGGCACCUCGCACCCGUCCGACUUGCACUUCAACACGACGCAGUACCGCAGCGAGGCGCUAGCGGCGGGCGUGAGCGAGACGGAGGUGGGCCCGCAGGUGGUGCACGUGUACAGCAUCCGCAACAAGGGCCCCUCCGGCAUCCAGGAGGCGCAGGCCGACUUCCUGUGGCCGGCCUACACGCUGUCCGGCGAGCCGCUGCUCUACUUGCUGGAGCAGCCCGAGACCAGCGGGCCCGUCAAGUGCGAGUUCGCCGAGGCCAUCAACCUCGAAGGCAUCGUCAUCGAGCGCAGGGGCAAGUCCUUCCUCGAGUCCAUCGGCGCCGCGGGCUUGUACGGCUCGCUCGGCUCGGGUGCCGGCAGGAGAGGUGGCGAGAUCACCGAGGAGGAGCGCAUCAGCAUCGCGCAGGAGCACCGCGAGGAGGUGCUGGAGACGAGCGGCCAUCGGCAGCACGGCGGCGGCUACCGCUCCGAGUCGCACUUCGAGAGCCGCGGCGGCGCGGCGGUCGGCGCCUCCAGCCAGGCGGGCGUGCGCGCGGGGGCGGGCUCCGGCGUGGCCGUGGGCGGCUCCAGGCAGCGCGGCCGCGGAGGGGCUCGCGUCGACAGCUCCUACGAGGCCGAGUACGAACGCAGCGGCGGCGCGGCCAGGGCCGGCGGCGCCACCAUCGUGGAGGGCUCGUACCGCAGCAGCACGGCGCAGCAGGCUGGCGGCCGCCGCGUGGAGGCCGAGGCUGGCUCCUCGCACGUCAGCGGCGGCCGGCGCUACGAGGCCGAGUACGGCUCCUCGCAGGCCGGGGGCGACCGCCGCGUCGAGUACGGCGGUGCGCAGGCUGGAGGAAGCCGCACUGUUGUGGUGGACCACACCGUCGAGUCCGGGUCCUCCUUCCGCGGCCAGUCCUCCGUGUCCGCGACCACGGCCUCCUCCACGUCGAGGCGCACGGGAUACGAAGGCGGAUACGAGGCAAGCUACGAGCAGGGCGGCGCGUCCAGGAAUGCGGGCGGCAUCGGCGUGGCCGGCGGCCGCCGGACCUUCUCCCACGAGCGUUCGCACUCGAGCAACUCGUCGUGGAGCUCGGAGGACGGCGGCAGGCCGCGCGUCCACAGCGCGUCGUCCUGGCGCACCGAGGAGGACGGCGUGGUGCGCGAGGGCAGCUCGUCGACGCAGGGCUACGCGGACGCCGAGCUGGAGGAGCGGCGGCGAUACGAGAUGGAGCGGCGGCGCCACGAGGAGGAGGUCCGGCGCGUGGAGGAGGAGCGGUACCGCAUCGAGCUGGAGACGCGCCGCGCCGAGGAGGAGCGCCGACGCCUGGAGGAAGAGCGGCGACGCACCGAGGGCCGCAGCCACGUGGACUACGCCAGGCACUACGAGGGCGGCCGCGGCACGGCGGCCGGGGCGGCUGCUGCUGGCUACGGAUCCGUCCGGUCGUCUUCCGCGUCGUCGUCGUCUGCCUCCAGCAGCAGCAGCAGUAGCAGCAGCAGUAGCAGCGGUGGCGGGGUGAGCGUGGCCGCGGCGGUGGGCGGUGGCUCCGACAGCGUGGCCAACCUGCGACCGCGCGGCGGCGGCAACGCGUCCGGGGCGUCUGGAGGCUCCACCGACACGAGCCACUUCGCGUGGGAGCAGGCGGCGCUCAACCCGUCGUCCGCGGCGGGCAAAACGCCCUACGGCACGCCGGCGCACACCACGGUGCUGGACCUGGGCGUCGACGCGGCCGGACUGCGCGGCGCCAUACAGGGCCACGGCCAAGGCCAACGCCAAGGCUCUGUCACCGUCACCGGAUCCCGCACGUACGAGGCCGAGUACGAGGACGAGGCAGAGGCCAGGGCCGCGGCGGCCUCCGGCUCGGCAGGGCAGUACAGUGGCGGCCGCCGCGAGUGGUGGUCGUCGUCGUCCUCGCAGCACGGCGCGGGACACGGCGCGGCACACGGCAAGGACGAGGAGUACCAGCGCCGCGAGGAGGCCAAGUACUACAGCGGCAGCAGCAGCAGCCAGCACUCGACUCACGCCGACGACGGAAACGGACUCGUCGACGCGAGGUCGUCUGACGUACAAAACAGGUUCAAGCUGUACCAACGAAUUCGUCGAGAAACCGAAGAAGAGUCAUUCAGAGCGAGAAAUGACUUGGAUCUUCCAGAAUGUAACCCAGUCAAGUGUGUCCAUCUCAGGUGCACUGUUGGCCCUCUCCAGAGAGACCAAGAGGCGUAUGUUGCAAUCCGUUCAAGACUGGUGGUUGGCACAGUGAAAAAGAUCUCAUCGACCGAGGAGCUGAGAUUAUCAUCACUUUUGUCUGCACGGAUAACUCGGCUGCCUCACAUAGGUGAACCUGACAACUCAGUAAGACGGCAAAGAGAAGUUUUCACUCAAGUCAUUCCAUCAGACCUGGCUGUCAAGUCAGAUAUAGUUCCAUUGUGGGUUGUGGUGCUCUCAGCAUUUGCUGGAACACUGAUUCUCUUGCUGCUGAUAUUCUUACUGUGGAAGUGUGGGUUCUUCAAACGCAACCGACCAAGUAAUGCUCCUGAAAAGGAGCCACUUAAUCGAAAUGGCCACUAUAAUGGUGAUGAAGCUUUGUGACAGCGUUUCUAACUGCACCCAUUUAGACAGGGGUGUGUGCAAAUUUUGAUAUUUCCUUGGUCAUGAAGAUGGGAAAUUUACCUCUCUCCGAAUCGGCACAAUUAAAUUGUGCUGUUUGGUAUUUAUGAACUGACUGGUGCGGGACCACCAGUAAAUGUCAGUAAUUAGUCAACUAAUAAUUUAUGAAUGGUAUGAGUGAAUUGUGUGAUUUUUUUGUGUAUAUAGCUGAAUGUGUGAAGCUUUGUGAAAGAGAAUGAUUGUGUUGUACAUUUCAGUUGAAGAAGUUUACAUAAAUGUGUGUGAGGUUGUGUGUUUGAAUGAAUGAUUCUGUGAUCUAUUAAAACGAUAACCAUGGUGCUCUUGUGCAAGUUGUUGUGCCAUCAAUUUUAAUAUUUAAAUCGUUUUGCAUUGUGCAUUACACUGAAUUAGAGGCAUUUACUAAAACUGUACUCUCUUCACUAACAAUUGUGUCAUCAUCAAUCUCUUCAAAAUAAUCAUUUUGGAGAGAAGGAAUCAGUAUGAGAGAAAAGGUUUGACUUAAAUGUCACAUUGAAAACAUCACAAUUUAUUCAAGAUGUCUUAUGCAGAACCAGGAAAGACUUCCUUGAAAAUUUAAGUAAGAGACUCUUUUCUUGUCUCAUUGUAUUACUGAAUUGUUAUUUUGUUUGUAUUGCUUUGUUUUGUUUUCAAACAUCAUCAUGGCAGCUGAAAAGGAAAGCAAACUUAUGGUUCAUGUUGAGUUUGUGAAGUUGGCACACAUCGACUAGCAUUUUUGGUGUUAUAACCAUUUUCGGACAGAAGAUGGCUGUAUAGCUCAAAACAAUCUAUCCAAAGAAUGCCUUAGUCAUGAAAGCAAAAAAUGCUCUUUGCUGGAACAUUUUGACUUGUUCAAGACUGGCCAGUUUUCUGUGCAAAACCGCUUUCUGUCACCUAGCCCAUUCAUUGGACAUACAAGAAAGUUUUAAAUAUUGACUCAUAUAUUGGAUGAUUCUAAAGUAUGUCUGUUCUUAGUUCUGACACAUUUUCUUUUGUGUCAUUUUUCCACAAAAGAGAUACUGUAUUAGUUUGUUGUGCUUAUAGGAUCUCAAAAGCCAUUUUCACAUUUAAGGAAUGUUUGUACAAAGAUAUCUUCAGCACAUUGCACAUUCUUUAUGUAAGUCAAACAGGCAUCUGUGCUGCAACCUGUCAUAGUUUGAUGCUUGCUACCAAUGGUUUAAAAUUUCAAGUCAGAAUUAUUUUUUGUAACAACGAAAGGCCUUGUACAACACCCCUUUGGAUUUUCUCUAUUCUUCUUCUUUUUUUCUUUAGUUCGAUUAAUUAACAAUCUGUGAAUAAUUUGUUGCUUAUUUAAUAAUAACGUUGUCUUGUUAAAUGUUUAGCUCUAUUAGAAGAAAAUGAAUUUUGUUUAAGUUUAAGAUGUUUGUACUUACAAGUUCCUCACAAUAAUUUUUUUUACCUCACUAAAAUAUGUGAAAUCAGCUGUUCAAAUUUGACUUAAUAAUGUGAUGUGAAAUAUUUGUAUUUUAUGAAGCAAUUGUUCAUAAUUAAUUUUAUUUCUGCUCUUUGUGGCUUUCUAUUUUUACGAUUUGUUACUGUUAGGAGGAAACAAUGCUCCUUGUGCCAAUUAUCCCAUUCUAAAUCCUUUUUCUUGUUAUUUUUCCACUGCCUGAAGCCACAAAGGGUACUUGUGAUCACUAGGUUUACUUAUGUUACACACUGCAGCCACUUUAUGUUGUGUCUUUUUUUCCUUGUCUUUUUUUAAUGUGUCAAGAAAAAGCCACACAAGGACCAAAGGUGACCUUAAUGCUCAUUAAUAAUUUUAUGAAGUUUGGAUGAGCAAGGCCUCUGCAAUAAAACAAAAAGAAAAUUGCAUUCAAAAAGUUUUGUACCUCAAUGGGGAUCUGAUUUUGAAGUCAUUAGUUGUAACAGAUAAGGUAUUGUAUUGUGCGAACAGUUGGAGCCUAGGUCUGAAUGUAUUCAUACUUUUUUUUCCUGAACACUUAGAUCACAUACUGGUUGUCUCAGUCAAAACGAAGGACUAUUUUCAACAUCAAAGACAACCACCUCGUGACUGAAAGUCCUGUCUGGUUAUAGAAUUAAAAUUAGCGUAUUUAUAAAAAUAAAUUAAUGAAAGACUUAAUUUUUGUUGUGUACAUUUAUAAUGUGUUUACUAAACCAAAUUAUUGAUGUAAAUAAAGGACGUAAAACUGACAAACUGAA